Astyanax mexicanus (Mexican tetra) is the source of this 5288-nucleotide messenger RNA. RefSeq names its product mitogen-activated protein kinase 8 interacting protein 1a (gene mapk8ip1a). The record is from RefSeq and is a predicted model, not a curated record. Lineage: Eukaryota; Metazoa; Chordata; Actinopteri; Characiformes; Acestrorhamphidae. Gene Ontology annotation, molecular function: protein binding. The coding region runs from base 188 to 2467 and encodes 759 amino acids. The transcript has 12 exons. Gene Ontology annotation, cellular component: cytoplasm. Gene Ontology annotation, biological process: regulation of JNK cascade.
ACACAGUGCACAGGGAGUGUCAGUGCUACAGUAUGAUGCUGUUGAGAGGAACAGAAGGCUCGCUCCUCCUUGCCAACUCCUCUUUGCUGCUGUAGGCUUUCAGGAACAACCAGGAGCACGUAGGUGUGUGUGGUAACAAUUGUGGUUUCCCACACCGCGUCCCACGCCACCCCACCCUGCCCCGCAGAUGGUGCUGUGCCUGGCCAUGGACUCCAGGGAGGAUGGAGACAGCUGGAUGGAAGACCAGUGGGAGAAAUGGUUGACUCAUGAUAUGAGCCUGGAUGAGUAUGAAGAUGAUGAUUUGUCGGAGGUGACGGAGAUUACAGAUGAGAGAGGAGGCAGCUUGAGCCUCAGUGACUACAGCAUUUCGGGUCACGUGAGCGAGUCGACCAAUGGCGGCGAGGACUGGGCCGGUCGGAGGGGGGCGGUGGAGCUGCAGGCCGAGAUGCUCCAGCUGGACCUGAUAGAUGCAGAGGGAGGGAGUCAGGAAGAAGAGGAGGAAGAGGAGAGGGAGAGGCUGCUGCUGCUCAUCGAUGAGCACACGGAGGGAGAGCGGGCAGCAGGGCUGCCCGCCACAGAGCCACCGCUGAGGGACCUGGAGCCCCCCGCCCUCAUCGACAUGGACACGUACCGGCCCAAAAGACCCACCACCCUCAAUCUGUUCCCGCAGGUGCCGAGGACUCAGGACACAAUAAAUAACAACUCUUUUGGUGAGAAAGACAGAAGAAAGGAGAAGAAAACCCAUUCAUCUUCACCACACAUUAAAGGGGACCUGCCUCCUAAAGCUGAGCAGGCUAACCAGACCGAUGGGGACAAAGUCCAGGCAAGCAUUCGGGUGAAUGCCAAGCCCCACGCUGCCGGUUCUUCUGCACACAAAGCUCCAGACUCCGUCUCCAAGAAGCAGGACAAACCUACUGACACUGCGGUCAACAACGUCCAUACUGCUCAGCCUUCCACGCAGACAGACAUGCGGGAAAUGCCCAGGGAUGGGACCCUCAUAGAGGGCCUCCAUGACGCGGACACAAUCAGCAAGGAGAAAGCUCAUUAUCAUACCCUGAAUGGCUGCCGAGAACAAGUGCAGUACCCUGUAGAAAAUGGGUGCACACACCCUCAGCCAACAGACAAAAACAAGGACUAUCGCUCAUCGGAUGUCGGCAAAGAGGCGGCGCAGGAGAUCCACCUGACACCCGUGAACGGGGAGCAGGAAAGACCUUUCUUGUCUCAGAGCAGCGACAGCAACCGCAUGUCCAUUAGCUCAGACACGGAACUCCCACCUUUGCAUUUCCAUCCCCUCACAGGUCGUGCUAACCCCUCCAUCAGCGAAGAGGACGAGGUGUACCCCCCGACGCCCCCAUGCAGGACUGACAGCCUCAGUGAGUUGACAGAGCCUGUUGCGAAGGCAGGGGCUGGAGACAAAGCAGCUGCAAAUGCUGCCGUUAGCAAGGAUGCUUCAGGACUAUCGUACGAUUCAGUGAAGUACACCCUGGUGGUGGACGAGCACGCCAAGUUGGAACUGGUUAGCCUAAAACAAUGUUACCAAGGCUACGACAGCGACAGCGACAACACCGUCUACGAGUCGGCCAUUGAUGAGGAUGAGGAUGAGCACGAUGUGGACGAUGAGGAAGAAGAGUCAGGCGCAGGAGGCAUCAACAGAGACACUUCCAGUUUGUCGGUGGACUCCAACACUGACUCCACGUCAGACGUGCCUCGCUCGCGAAAGUUUGUGAAUGUCUUCGUGAACAGGCGUUCACGGUUUACCGGUGCUGAAUCAUUUGGUAUUUUCUCCUGCAUUAUCGAUGGUGAGGAGAGAGAGCAGAGCCACAGGGCAGUGUUCAGAUUCAUCCCCCGGCAUGAGGAUGAGCUGGAGAUGGAGGCGGAUGACCCCUUGCUGAUGGAGGUGCAGGCAGAGGAUCUGUGGUGCGAAGCUUAUAACAUGCGCACCGGCUCCAGGGGCAUCUUCCCCGCCUUCUACGCUGUUCAGGUCACGAAGGACAUGCGACCAAAGGAGGUUAAAAGUGACUGGCUAGACUCAUUCUGGCUGAAAUUCCUGGGCUCUGUUCAAGUGCCGUACCAUAAAGGGAAUGAUGUGCUUUGCGCAGCUAUGCAGAAGAUUGCCACAAACAGAAGAACAAUGCGGUUCAGCCCUCCGUCAGCAUGCAUUGUGGAAAUCAACAUAAGAGGAGUGAAAAUCAUCGUUCAGGAUGACUGUCAGUCUUCUGAAAGGGGAGACAAGUGCUGUCACUUCUUUCAACUGAAGAACAUUUCCUUCUGCGGAUGCCAUCCAAAGAACAGCAAGUAUUUUGGACUAAUCACCAAACACCCAGCACAUCAGAGGUUCGCCUGCCACGUGUUCUUCUCAGAGGAACACGGCCCACAUCUGGCUUCAUCUGUUGGGAAAGCAUUUCAGCAGUUCUACAAAGAACACAUGGAGUAUUCCUGCCCCACAGAAGACAUCUUCCUAGAAUGACCUUUGCUCUGUUGCGUACUUUUGCACUACUGUACACAUUACUAUAUAAGGUGUUGCAUGAUGGGUGACAAAAAUCUCUUAACAUGUCAUGCUAUAAUGUAAGCGUCUAUUUUAGACAAAGCAUACAAUUAAAAAGACACAAUAUGUGUUAACAAGGGUGUUGUUGACCACGUGCAACUCCUUCCUCUGAGUACUAAGAAAAAGGCUUUAGGCCAAUCUGUCCAAGGCUAAUGCGUCCAACUGGAGUUUAAGAGGCACUAAGUGUGGUUUAGGGGCAUUGUAAGUUACUGAUGACCUGAAUAUUUAUUUAAAGCACAAUGCCAAAUUUACACAGAGAAAAUAUAAAUAUCUUUAAGUCAAGCCAAAACGGACAAAUCGCCCAGUGAUUUUUUUAAAUCCAUUUAUAAACCAAAUUAACAAUAUCCCAGCAUAUCGAUUUAAAAACAAUUACAAUAAAGACACAUAUACAGAUAAAUGUUACUGUAUCUUAUUGAGAAGACGUUUUGGUCACUCCUCACAAUACACAUGUUCCUCUCUCUUUAAGGCAAUGAGGCAUACAGUAUGCUAGUAAAUGCUAGUUAGCUAGCUAGCAUGCUAGCUUCUACGGCCCUCACGAGUUCUGUGUUGUGCUGGCGCAAAAAAAAAAAAAAACGCCAACGUCUCUUCCACUUUUGUCCACGGAACGUUUGCUGGAUCUCAUUGUGUUCAGAGUUUAUGUGAUUCAGUGCUGAAAUCUGUUGAACUGCAAAGAGGCCAGCUGUCACUGAUCUCUGACUUUAUGUAGCCAUGACACCAAAUAUCUUUAUUUUGUUCUUUUAAAUAUAUAAAUAUGUACAUUGCAUUUUGUAAGUAGCUGCUGAAAGUGAUGUCAAAGUUUGUUGGGAUGUUGGCUGUGGUCCAUUGAAACAAAGCUUUAUUAUUAUGAGAUUAACCUCUUAAAUUUCCAACCGCUAGCUGCAGUUAGUGGCUAAUGCUACCCGACAGAGUUAAACUGAGGAACUCUGAGUGUUCUGGUAAGCCAGGGCAAUAUUAGCUUGUGGUUUGUCCUACAUAGCUUGUUGUAAUACAGUAAACACGCAGGCUACGGCCCGAUACACUCACCUCUGAAGAAUGCUGCUCCUGCAGUGCUAGCCCGGGUAAGCAGCAGGCUACAGGCUGAUAAUACUUACCUGUAAACAGUGAAAGAGCUAGCGUUAGCGUGGUUAGCGGCUACUGCUAAUACUGCUCCAGUCAGGAAAACGGAGAGGCUUCACUGCUUCUUACAACCUGACUGGUAAAAUUCAUACAUAAGGUGCACCGGAUUAAAAGGUGCCCAAACGAUUUUUGGGGAAAUUAAAGGAUUUUAAUUGUGCCUAAUAGUCUGAAAAAUACAGUAAGUUAUAGAAAAAUGUAAACUAAAUUUACCUGUGAUUCCAAUUUGUUUCACCUAAUGUAGGCACGACUCACAAAUUAAAUCUUGUUUUAAAAUUUUUACUUUUUUUUGCACUUCAAACGGCCAAUACCCUACAUUAUUAUAGUUUUUAAUAGUAACAGCAGGUACACAGCCACUACAACAAACCUGCGUCACUGUGCAGAUACUUAUAAACUGCACUAAACAUGAGCAUAGAGUCUUCUGAAGAGUAAUUAUUUUCUUUUAAAUUAUAUUAUUUAAGAAUCAUAGUAAAUAAAGCAUAUUUAAGCAUAUGGAGGGUAUUGUACAGUGUUGAAAAUAAUUUUAAAAUCCCUCUCAUUCUGAUGGAAUACGGUGAAUAUCUUGUUUAUACAGGAGGUGUACUGAGCUCCAAAGCAGAAAGUCGAUUAUCUAAUGGAAACUUUCGACUGGUUUGGUCUUCUCUAAUGGACAAGGCUGUUUCUGAACAGGCAGGAGCCUGAAGCCACAUUUAGCAGGACCAUAUUAGUCCACAGGAACAAAUUAACCAUUAGAAAUAGAGAAAAACAAACAAACAGAAACAAAAUACUGGUGGCACCCUGUAGCUACAGUGUGAGAAACAACCCUGCAGACUGCAGUAACCUAAAUCUGAAGUGAAUGACCUGAAUUCCUUUUUUCUAAACCUUGACAGCCCCCUACCAGCAUGUGCUUCAAAUGGAUCUAAAGCUUAACCUUUUAGCGUAUGCUAUUUUUAAUCCUUUGAGAAGUAAAUCUUAGGAAAAUGUCUACCUACGAUUCUCUCAGAUGUUGGAGAACUGAAAACAGCAAUGCAUUAAAUUUACUAAUAACACACUACUAAAUUUACAUCAAUACAAAUACUGCCAAAAGAAAGUCAAAUGUGAGUCUAGUCCAGUCAGACUUAUUUAAAGAGCACAUUUAAGAGAAUAUGGCCAUCCAAUGUGAUGCAAAAACAAUAUACAAUAAAAUGUUUCAUGACCAUCAAGACAGAACUGAUUUGAUGUAUUUUAUUCCAGUCUUUUAAAGUCAUCCUGUAAAUUCAGUGCAUUAUUAUUUUCACUCUGUCAACUUAAAAUGGUUAAAUAAAGCAGAUAAUGAAGUGGAUCAUGGAAGACGCUGCUAUGCUGAUACACAUCAAAAGGUUAAGAUUAAGCUCAUCUUACUCUCCUAAUAAUAUCCUAAGAAAUGAGUCCUGAGAAAUGAGUAACGUAAGAGAAAAUGACGGAGAUGCGGAAGACACGUAGAAAGAGAUUAUGGAUUUAUCGCUGUUGGAGGGUGGCGAAGUGUGGACCACAGGUGUCUUCAGAUCAAUCCUGCGAAAUCACAAGUUGUGCCUAUUCUUUUUGUUUGUUGUGAUUAUUGUAUAUCGUCUUUUUUAUUUUGGAUGAUCUUGACUGUACUAUGGAACUCGUAGAAUUAAAUUCUGUUUGUAAA